This is a messenger RNA of Exserohilum turcica Et28A, 1365 nucleotides long. RefSeq lists its product as uncharacterized. Gene Ontology annotation, biological process: proteolysis. The record is from RefSeq and is a predicted model, not a curated record. The coding region runs from base 1 to 1170 and encodes 389 amino acids. The transcript has 2 exons. Gene Ontology annotation, molecular function: metalloexopeptidase activity. NCBI's taxonomy places the organism in Eukaryota, Fungi, Ascomycota, Dothideomycetes, Pleosporales, Pleosporaceae.
AUGAAAUCCACCACGCUAUUGCUCCCACUCUACACUGCCGCCUAUGCGGCCGCAGCCUCGACCCCGAAAGGCGCGCAGGUCGUGCUCCAGGAGUCGCAGGCGCCGCUCGCUGAGGCAGACCAGUAUCUAAUCGAGCUGGCGCCUGGCGAGACGCGCUGGGUGACUGAGGACGAGAAGUGGGAGUUGCGCAAGCAAAACAUCAACUUCUUCGACAUUACGGACAACCAGGAACUCGGGACGGUCAACAGCAAGGCGUCGACAGCGAGCGUCAAGUUCCCCGAGAAGCCCACGUACAAAGAGGCUAUUUCGCCGCUGCUCAAGCAGCUGAAGAAGGAGAAUAUGCGCGCACACCUCGAGACAUUUACCUCGUUCCACACGCGCUACUACAAGUCGCACUACGGCGCCGAGAGCUCUGCGUGGCUCCUCAGCCAAGUCGACAAGACGCUUACGGAUGCGGGCGCUGUCAACGCGACCGUCAAGCCGUUUCCGCACCCCUGGGGCCAGUCCUCCAUCAUCGCCACGAUCCCGGGCAAAAGCGACAAGACGAUUGUGAUUGGCGCCCACCAAGACAGCAUCAACCUGUAUUUCCCGGCGUUCCUCGCCGCCCCCGGCGCCGACGACGACGGCAGCGGCACGGUAACGAUCCUGGAAGCCCUGCGCGUGCUCGUCCAAUCACCCGAGAUCCUGCAAGGCGAAGCGGAAAACACAAUAGAAUUCCACUGGUACUCGGCCGAGGAAGGCGGGCUGCUCGGCUCGCAAGCCAUCUUCCAGUCGUACGAGAAAGCCAACCGCAACGUCAAAGCCAUGCUGCAGCAAGACAUGACAGGCUACGUGCAAAAGACGCUCGACGCAGGCGAACCCGAGUCCGUGGGCGUCAUCACCGACUUCGUCGACGCAGGCCUCACCGACUUUAUCAAGAAAAUCAUCUCGACCUACUGCACCAUCCCCUACGUGCUCACCAAAUGCGGCUACGCCUGCUCGGACCACGCUAGCGCCUCCAAGGCGGGUUACCCGUCGGCCUUUGUCAUCGAGUCGGACUUCAAGUACAGCGAUAACAAGAUCCAUACCACCGAGGAUAAAAUCGAGUACCUGAGCUUCGAUCAUAUGCUGCAGCAUGCGAGGAUGACGCUUGCACUGGCGUAUGAGCUUGCGUUUGCAAAGUUUGAGUAGCCCAAUUGCCCGACAUGUGUAGGGGGGGUGUGUAUGGGUGUGUGAGGAUAAUAUAUAUAUAUAUAUAUAUAUGUAUCGACGAGUUUAUCAAAUCGAGGUACUAGCUGUGUUGUGCACAUGCAAUGUAUGGUGUGUAUGUAUGUAUGUAUGUAUCUAGGAGUUUUAUGGUGUGUGAGAGAGAGAGAGUAAAGGGGG